CAUCCCAGGCAUGACCAGGUGUGCUGUGCUGCAAAUCGAAGUUGGCCUUGGCUUCUUCAUUGAUUCAACUAGCAAGCAUAUAUGCGCGCCUGUUGCCUAUAAAUUCAUCGCCAACUCGUUCUUCUUCGUCCAUCCUUCCAUCAUCGAUCUCCCAUUACUUUGUCCAUCUCAUCGAACCAUGGCCACCAACCCGCGCUUCGUGGCGUCAUUCGACGUGGAGAGCAGCGACAAGUACACCAGCUUCAUCGCCGGCAUCCGCAGCAGGCUGGCCAACACGAAGCACUACUCCCACAACGUCCCCGUGCUGCCGCCGGCGGACCCGCCCGGCACCCCGCCGCGCCGGUGGUUCCACGUGGUGCUCAGGACGCGGACCAGCACGCUCACGCUCGCCAUCCGGGCCGACAACCUCUACCUGGAGGGCUUCCGGAGCAGCAACGGCGCGUGGUGGGAGCUCACCCCCCGCAUCAUCGCGGGCGCCACCCACCUGGGCUUCGGCGGCACCUACCGCGACCUCCUCGGCGACACGGACAAGCUGGCCGGCGUCGCGCUCGGCCCGCAGCAGAUGGCCGAGGCCGUGAACGCGCUCGCCGGGCGCACCGCGGCCGACGCCGGCUCGGGCGCCAAGCAGCAGCAGGCGAGGGAGGCCGUGGUGGCGCUGCUGCUCAUGGUGAACGAGGCCGCGCGGUUCCAGACCGUCUCGGGGUUCGUGGCCGGCCUGAUGCACCCGAGGGCGGCGAAGAACAAAGGGGCCAUCACCGGGGAGAUGAAGGCGCAGGUAAACGGGUGGCAGGACCUCUCCGCGGCGCUGCUCAAGACGGAUAAAUAUGAAGAAGAGAAGCCUAAUAAACAAGACAAGAAGAAGCCGGAGAAAAAGGGCCCGGAAACGUUCCCGGCGUUUGACAAGAUGGGGGUGAAGACGGCGGACCAGGCCGCCGCCACGCUGGGGAUCCUGCUGUUCGUCGCCGUGGAGGGCGGGAUGGCCAGGGACAAGGCGCUGCAGCUGUUUCGUGGGACUCCAAAUUACUAGUAGCUUGGUGUGUACGUGGAUUGAUUGAUGCUUCAGGCCAGGGACAAGGCGCUGCAGCUGUUUGUGUCUGCGUUUAUUUUUCCCUCUCCAUUUUCGUUUUUUUUUACCUUUUUUCAUAUAAGCUGUACGUUUUUCGUAUAUAGCAGGAGAAUUUAUUAUAAACGUUUAUCAUUUUUGA
This is a messenger RNA of Triticum urartu, 1205 nucleotides long. The record is from RefSeq and is a predicted model, not a curated record. Lineage: Eukaryota; Viridiplantae; Streptophyta; Magnoliopsida; Poales; Poaceae.